AGUUGAGUGCAGACGAGCUCACAACAAGUGCGAAGCACAAAAAUAGAUUUAAAAAUCCCUUUUCAAUUUUGAAGCAUAGUUAAAUUUAAGGCCGUCAUACUCAAAAAAAAAAAAAAAAAAAAAAAAUUAAGGCCAUUAUUUCCUUUUAACCUGCACCCAAAUUCCAUAUCCAUUAUUCCGAGCUUGCUUUGUGCUCUAAUGGAGUUUGGAUUCUAGACCCAUUCGCCCACCAUUUUCUCCGCUAAUAAAUUCCCCUUUUCGCCCCAUUCGUAUAAUUAAUUCAUUUCCAGUACCUAGUCACUCUACCUUGCUAAACCAAAGCCAGCUGGAGAGAGAGAGAGAGAUGACUGAGGACUGAGAAAUGGGCCUCCUUAUGCGGCUCCACAUUCUGGAUCCGAGAUUUGUUAUUUUUCGAGGGUGCUAACUGGCUUGCAAAGGAAUUAGUGGGGGGAGGGGAAGAUAUGAGGGUUUUGGGGGAGUCGUGGUGUUUCUGCAACGGUGGGGGCAAGUCGGAGAGAAUGAAGGGCGCCAUUUUCUCCGGCAAGGCUCCGGCCAUGGCGAGAAUCAACGGCGGCGGCACCGGCUUCCUGAUCCACCGCAAUCUGCUGCUCACCACCCACGCCAGUCUCCCAUCCGUAGCCGCCGCUGAAGCCGCCGAGAUCCGACUCCACAAUGGCCUCUCCGCUACCCUUUUCCCUCACCGGUUCUUUAUUACAAGCUCUGUUCUUGACCUGACAAUGGUGGGCCUCGAUGCUUUCGAUGGUGAGUCGAAUGCUCCCGUGCAGCAUCCUCACUACUUAAAGACUUGUUCAAAACCAAAUCUGGAGCUGGGAAGUAUGGUUUAUCUUUUAGGGUACACAGAUAAACAGGAGUUGGCCGUUGGUGAAGGAAAGGUAGUAAUAGCUACCGACAAUCUGAUAAAGUUAUCAACUGAUGGAGUAACAUGGAGCCCAGGUUCUGCUGGUUUUGAUUUUCAUGGCAAUCUCUCCUUCAUGGUUUGCGAUCCUAUGAAGCUUGCAACUUCUCCAAAUACCAAAUCCUCUUCAACUUCAUCAUCAUCAACGUCCUCAUGGAAGAAAGACACCCAGAUGCAAUUUGGCAUCCCUAUACCCGUCAUCUGUCAUUGGCUAAAUCAGCACUGGGAGGGGAACCUCGACGAACUCAACAAACCAAAACUACCUCUGAUCCGGUUGAUGUCCUCAGGUCAGAAAAGCGAGCAUUCUUGUGCAUCAUUCACCAUGCGGCGCGUUUUUAAGUCGACUGAAGGUGAGAAUGAAGGGACACCAUCUUCAUCCAAACCAGUAGAUCAACCUGGACCGAGUUCAGCAGCUGUCCACACCGUGGAAGUCGAAGAAGAGACCUCAAGUGGCGAUCGGCAAGGCGCGACGCAUGUUCCUGGAAUCCCAACUCCCGAGAUUUACGAGUCCCCAAUGCUGACCUCAGUCCCAUUUAGGAACAAAGAUGCUACUACUACUCAAAUCCAGAUUUUGGACAUCAACUUCCCUCCAAGGAUUAGUAAAGCUGCAUCAUCACCUAAGCAAUCAAGAAAAAUGAUGCCACCGAGCUCCGAUCAAAACUAUGUCAAGGAUUUCCUGCUUCAAAAACCACCAGAGGGACCUUCCAGCCCCAUCCUGGAUGCAGAAUCAACGGGGUCCGUCAACGGAGCCCAGACUGACAUCCAGUCAAGCUCUUCUCCCGUUGAGAUUCCGGAGUUGCCACACGAAUACAGCAGCGAAGGAGAAACCACCAUGUACUCCGCCGAAACAGCCGAGAGCCGGAACUACCCAAGCCCUAGAGAGGGAAGGUUCUAUCAGGUAGGAAGGAGCCAGAGCUGUGUGAGCUACAACAGAUGGGGGCCGAUCCCAAAAAACUCCAUCGCCCGCGGCUCAAAUCUGGAGAAGCACCAGAGCUUCAUGCAAGGGAGGAAGGUGUACUCACAAGGUGCAACAUCUCAAAGGAGCAAUGACUACUACAGUCCAACAGUUUCCUCCAUUAUGAAGAAAAGGAAUGACAUGGAGCAGCAAAAACGCAGGCCGAGGCAGAGCGCAGUGCAUACAUCUCCAAGGUGGAAUUUUUAACAGUAAGUCAUUGAUUAUACUUACUUUCUUGAUUACCAUCUAAUAGCCUACUUGUUCUAUGCUCAUAUGCCUUGUUUUCUUGCUUAUACCUGUAAGUAGUUAAUUGUUUAGACAGAUACAAACGAUUUUAACACACCCUUAUUAAUUUUACCCUUUUCUUUUUAAUGGUAUUGGGGUGUGUGUGAAGGGGUUAUUUGUCUUCUUAGUAGUGAACUUUGAGAACUAUUGUUUAUAGGCUUACUUCCCAAAACAGAAAUGAUGUAUGUUAAACAUACUCUUGAGAUAAGAAGGUUUGUUUCUGAUUC
Molecule: messenger RNA, 2383 nt
Organism: Salvia miltiorrhiza (redroot sage)
Lineage: Eukaryota; Viridiplantae; Streptophyta; Magnoliopsida; Lamiales; Lamiaceae
Exons: 2
Coding region: 462-2078 (538 amino acids)
Source: RefSeq, a predicted model, not a curated record